Microthlaspi erraticum is the source of this 1083-nucleotide messenger RNA. NCBI's taxonomy places the organism in Eukaryota, Viridiplantae, Streptophyta, Magnoliopsida, Brassicales, Brassicaceae. The record is from the annotation of a GenBank genome assembly.
AUGGGUUAUCUCUCCUGCAAGGCCGGAUCCGCCGUCGCAAUCGUCGUCUCAUCGUCCGCAUCCACAUCCGGAUCCACCGUUAGCAAAGCUUCUCCUCCGGAAUCUCCUCCCGAAGACCGCCCCAAGCUGCGUCGUUUCCUGCAUCGCGACCUUGAAGCUGCCACAGGCGGAUUCGCCAUCAACAAUCUUCUAGGACGUGGAAGCCACGGAAGCGUCUACAAGGCCGUCAUCGGUUCCCGUCUCGUCGCCGUCAAGAGGCCUUCGAAAUCCAGAGAAAUCAGCCGGGAGUUCCACAACGAAUUCGAGAUUCUCUCGAGGAUCCGGAGCCCUAGUUUCGUGAAUCUCCUAGGAUUCAGCGCUGAUAAUGCCAGGAAUCCUCUCAUCGUGGUGGAAUUCAUGUGGAACGGAAGUCUCUACGACGUGAUCCACUCGGAGUCGGCUUUUAAUUUCGGAGCGAUAUCGAGCUGGGGGAAGAGAGUCAAAAUAGCUCUUCAGAUAGCAAAGGCCGUACAAUUGCUACACUCGCAGGAGCCACCGAUCAUACACAGAGAUAUCAAAUCGGCGAACGUAUUGUUGGAUAAGAACCUAAACGCGAAGCUAGGCGAUUUCGGUCUGGCGAUCAGAUGCAAUGCGGAUGAUCAGAAAGUGAAAUCGACUCCGCCGGCAGGAACAAUGGGGUACCUAGACCCAGAUUAUGUGACGGCGGACAGAUUGAGCACGAAAACGGAUGUGUUCAGCUUCGGGAUCUUGUUGCUGGAGAUAAUCAGCGGAAGGAAAGCCAUCGACGUAAGGUACUCGCCGUCGUUUAUAGUGGAUUGGGCGAUCCCGAUGAUUAAAAGAGGGAAGAUCGGCGGGAUUUAUGACCCGAGAAUCGGGCCGCCGGUGGACGUGAGCGUGAGGAACCACCUGGGAUUGGUGGCGGCUAAGUGCGUGAGAACGUGUAGAGAGAGACGGCCGGGAAUGGAGGAAGUGGUUGGGUGGCUCACGGGGCUGACCAAGUCGGUUAGGUCACGACGGUGGGAUGAGUUAGGCAUUGGAAACCCGUGUAUGAUGGUUGAAACCGUGGGUCGGCCCGUGGAAUGA